AUGGAAAAAUGGCCAGGGCUCACUAGUCAUCAGGCUUUCGAGCAUCUCAUACAAGAAGCGAAACUCUCGAUCGCUGAGUGGUAUAGUGUUAAUGUCGUGAACAAAAUCAAGCCUGUCGAAACCGAUAAGGUGCGAAAGCAUGGCCGAUUCUUUUGCAAGCGAACAUUUGCCAUCAUUCGGCUCGCAUUGCUCUUCCUCAUCAUCGGAGCCGUCGAUAUCGAUAAUCGAAUCAGUCUCGAGAUAUGCACUAUCUACGUGCUCAUUUUCAUCUACACAAUUCUCCUCCAAAUUUGGCAGACGCGAUUACGCGAGAAUCUCAAACAAUUCAAAUUUCGAGCGGCGUUGGAGGAAAUUGAGAGAAUUGAAGAGGAGAAGCCCAACGAAUUCGUAUACCCGUCGAAUUUGGAAGCGGUGACUGAUGACGUGGCACUGUGUCAGACGGCAAUUCGCGACGGCCGAAUUGUCGAAGUGCCGACAAUCCUUCUUGUUGUCGGCGAUGUGAUCCUAUUAAGACCCGGCAAGCCAGCACCUUGCGCCUGUGAAACAAUCGAUGGAAAAUAUAUUGCCGAAGGCGAACAACCAACCUGGCUCAUUAAACCCGAUCCGAAAACCAAUGUCGUCGAGCCGCUCGAGCCAGUAUACGCGAGAGUUGUCACCUAUCCAAUCAAGACCCGUUUGGAGGCGACGUUGUCCAACGAGGAAUCCCUGCUGCUCUUUGACCAUCAAGUGCAUUACCUGAUUCACUAUGUGUUCGAGAGAAUCCUUCUGCCAUUCACCAUAUUGGUAUCCAUAUUAGGGACCACUGUCCGAUUCCUCUAUGCCGAUUAUGAGAGUUUGUUCGGAACGCGUUUUGUGUUCGCCGUGCCCGCGCUCACCAUAUUCCCGAUGCUCAUCAUUCAACUCCCAUUCCUCCUGCACUCGGUGAAAUGUCUGAACAAUCGAACAAUUUUUGAAUACCUCAAUCUCGACACGAAAACGUUCCGAACGAGCAAAGAUCUGCUCGCGAUUCUCGCUGGCAUCACAGGCACUUCAUUCGUCGACAAAAAAGGAAUUCUAUCAUCGGCACAUCCAUCGAUUGAGAAGCUGGUGUUCGCGACAAACGAAUGCGAGAAAGAGACCGGAUCGCUCGAUUCUGAGCAAAUCCAUCUUGACGUGGUGAAUCUGUCAUCGGAUCAGAGACCCGAUGAUCCAUCGAAAUGGGAACUAUCGUUUGAUGAUAAUACCUGGCAAAAGUAUGUCACCAACCUUCUUCCACUGGCUCACAAUUUGCUAUUAAACUCGUGCAAGCAAUCUGAAGAGUUCCAUCGAUUCCUGGAUCAUCUCUCCGUUGUUUCGCAAGAGGUGCCACGAACAAUUGCGACAGCUAAUCGAAGAUGCAUGUGUCAACUUCCAGCAUUAAUGGGGUUCACUGAGAAAAGUUUAGAGCAAUUCUCGAACCCAACAAUCCUAGGAAUUUAUAAGAGGCAACCUGGAGAAGCCCCACUGCCAGGGCUUACUAAACAUCGAACCCCUGUGGAAAUGGCAUUUUGCACAAUUCAUAAUGAUAAUCAAUCGAUUUAUCGGCAUUUAGCUUGUCAGGGAACAGCGAAUCUAGUGGUCGAUGGUUGCACACAUAUUUGGAAUGGUGCCAAUGUUGUUCCGCUGUCAAAACGAAUUACCUCGUCGGUCAAAGAUUUCUACCAGCGGCAUUCGAUGACAGGGCAUUGCUUGGCGGUUUCGUAUCGGCCGAUUUUUGGUAAAAUUGAUGAAAAAAUUGCGGGAAAAUACGUGGAAGUGCCUUUAAAUCACGAAGUGCCUAUAUUAAUCACCUCACUUGCGAGAUCUCAUAGCAUUGAUUCAUUACAAACUCUUGAUAAGGAACAAAGUCAACCGAUAUCUACCGCAGACGAUGCAAUAGAACGCUGUUUUGAUGGAAAUGUGCUCUGCGGGCUUGUUGUAUUGCAUUAUGAGGCGAUCACGUCGGCAGUCUCCGUGAUAGAGAAACUUGACGGAAUUUGCGUUCGUCCCGUAUAUUUCUCAAAAGAAAACGAGUUAAGAAGUCGGGUUUUUGCGGAAAAAUUAGGUAUUGAAGCUGGCUGGAAUUGCCAUAUUAGUUUAGCCGACGACGAGGAUUGCACAACGAAAACCGAUGUUAGUUAUAAGCAAUUCGUCGAGCAAAUUCCGUGCAAGACCAAAUUCUGGGGAAGAAUGGCAAUAAGCGAAUCGCAUCUGGAAAAUUGGGACGCUGAAAAGCUAACACGCAGCACCCCGUCGAUUCGAAAAUUCAGCACCUCGUCCGGCAAAAUGGGUCCCAUACCGAAUAUUGCCCGCUUGCCGACGGGCGUGAAAAACGUUCGACCGCAUUUGGAGAAUGUCGACAACGUGCCAUUGCUCGUCGGAUUGUUCACCGAUUCGACGACGUCGGCCGUCGAGGAGAUGAUCGACAUCCUUCAGGAGAACGGCGAAAUCGUGAUGGUCGUCGGCUCGUCGCGAAAUCUCAACAACACGAUGCUGUUCGCCAAAGCCAACAUCUCGGUGAGCAUCGAUCACGUCGAAGAAGCGUCGUGUCGCGUCGACAGAGCUCAGAACAAGCUGAGCAACGUCAAUUCGAUUUCGAGCAAGCUUAUCUCAAUUGCCACCGACUUCCGACUGAAGCAUGACGGGCUUCUCCGCCUACCUUCUCUAAUUGCGUGCGCUCGCCAUCGGAUGUCUUCGUAUCGCUCGUCGCUCCUCUUCCUUCUCCAUUCGUCGCUUCUCGUCACAUUAGUGAUGCUUCUAUCAACACUGGCAUUCUUGCCGAUCAUCUUCACCCAUUAUCAGAUCCUUCUCACUUCAUUGAUUCAUAUUCCGGCGCUGUUCAUCGGCACAAUGUUCACCGAUUUCGAGCCGUCGCGAACCGUCAUCCGAAUCGCGCCGAAGAAUUGCAUCGAGAUACCGAAGGCGGAGAAGAUCGCCACAAUCACAACAUUCGUUUUGCAGUUCGCGCCAUCGGCGGUUUAUUUGAAUUUCGUGUUCCUCUUCAUGCUAGUGAGCAAUUCGAACAUGAUGUGCUCAUUCUCGGAUAUCUCUUGCAUUCUGAACAGCGACGGGACCAUCGGCGCCCGACAGCUCGAAUUCAACGAGACGAUCGAUUACACGAGUCUCUCAACCGACACAAUUCGACAUGUGAUGGGAUUUCAACUGACGACGUGCCUCGUUGUGCUCUCAUCGGCGUUCGUGUUCGGCUUGUCGUCGUUCUGGGAAGACGUGCCGUUCAAAUGCGUCAGCUGGAAUGCCUCGACGAUCAUCUGCCUCGUCUCGCAGAUCGUGUUCUCCGCCGCCCGCGGCGUUCACCUCUCGCACCUAUUCGAUCCGACGCCGCUCGCCUUCCUCACCGUCUGGAUCGUCUUCAUUGGACUCGUCAACGAGUUGAACAAAAUCCGACGGAUUCGAAUGUUCAGCCGCGAGCAGCGUCGCACCAAAUUCGACUUCGACACCAAAUUAGGCAUGAACUCGCCGUACUAG
Caenorhabditis bovis is the source of this 3483-nucleotide messenger RNA. NCBI's taxonomy places the organism in Eukaryota, Metazoa, Nematoda, Chromadorea, Rhabditida, Rhabditidae. The record is from the annotation of a GenBank genome assembly.